Molecule: messenger RNA, 5123 nt
Organism: Callorhinchus milii (elephant shark)
Lineage: Eukaryota; Metazoa; Chordata; Chondrichthyes; Chimaeriformes; Callorhinchidae
Product: activating transcription factor 7-interacting protein 1
Exons: 9
Coding region: 617-4594 (1325 amino acids)
Biological process (GO): regulation of DNA-templated transcription
Cellular component (GO): nucleus; transcription regulator complex
Molecular function (GO): transcription coregulator activity; protein binding
Source: RefSeq, a predicted model, not a curated record
UGGCUCUUUCAAACCGACAUUUGCAUAUAGAAGCGUUGCGUCAUCGGCACAAUCGACACCAACCGCCGCUCGCAGAAGCGCACGCGCCGCCGGCGGCGCAGCAGCGCCUCCCCCCUCCCAGUCAGUCAGUCAAUAACCAACGGCCGCAGUAAACAAGAAUAGGAACAAUAAAAAGAGGGAGGGAGGAAAAAAAGGCGUGGUCCCUCGCAUUAACUUGCAGCCUCCCCCACCCACCCACCCACCGCCACAUUCCCGACUGAAGGGGGCGCGUGAGGGUAAACUCAUUCACGGCGGUUAGAUUAGACGACAAACCGACGAACGACGCCCCGGGGGGAGGGAUGGGUGUUAAUGUAAAUGAGAUGAGGAAUACGAAGAGGAGGAGGGAAGAGAAGUAGAAAGGAGGAGGAGGAGGAGGGGGGCGGAGGUAUUUUCUUAAAAAAAAGGCCCCCCCCAAAAAAUUAUAUGUAUAUAAAUAUCUCUAUAUUUUUUAAAAAAUAAGUUAAAGAGAAAGCAGAGAGAAAAAAACGGCGAGUUCACUUCUCGGACAGUGGAAAAAGGAGGAUCUAAAGUGAAGCUCUGAAUGGUGUGAGGGAAAUAGAGUGAAAGAAAUUCCGAGAUGGAUGCCAGUGAAGAGCUGCCAAAAAAGGUCUUCAAGGCCAGAAAGACCAUGCGUGCAAGUGACCGACAGCAACUAGAGGCCAUAUACAAGAGCAGAGAGGAACAUUUGAAAUCUAACGAUGAGAGCAAACCUAAACUGUGCAAUGGCAAACAUGAAAAUGGGGAUUCUGAUGGCAAAAACUUGCUAAAUACAAACUGCAUGGAUGAUGUGGACGGCAUUAAUGAUGUGAGGCUGGGCCCCGAAGAAUUGCAAGGCAAUUCCAUUGAUGAAAUUGUCACAAAUGUACCUGAACUAAGCACUGAUGACAGAUGUCUUGAACAAGAGGACUCCGCACCAAAACCUAAGAAAAUGGACUCAAAACCCAUGGUUGCUGUGGGCGAGCAGCAGAUUCCAACUGUGAGUAGCGAUACUGAGACCCAUGCCUUGCUCAGCAAUACUAGCCGAGGAGAGGCCUCGGUAAGGCUGGAGAGUGGGGAGUUGACGCAGGAGUUGUUAGUUGUGGAUCGAUCGUGUACGGAUUCCCAAAGCCUUUCAGAAGAGAAAAGGAUACCUUCUGACAGUAACAGCAGGAGUCAGAAAGUGACAGAUGAAAACAGCCUUAAGUUACAGUCUUCCUCUCCCUCUGUGAGAGAUAAGGAAGACUCCAAAAAUUUGCUGGACAUUAGUGAGGAGGCAAUAACUAGUAGCAUCGAGUCUGUGCAGGAGAAGGAGGGUUGUGAAGAAUCGAAGAUGGAGUGUAUGGGAGCUGGAGGUGGCAAUGUAGAUAAAGACAAGACAAGCGAGAGGAAAUCUACUGGCAACAUCCAACUGCAAAUGGAAGAAAUAAUCCCGAUAUUGGAGAAACUGGCCCCGGAGAAGGAAAAUAAUUUAUCCAACGACCAAAAUGAUGUACCUCCCAUUCCUUCCCCCGCACCAAUGGACAGUCCAUUUAGUGAGUUGCAAGACGAGCAAAUGGAAGCUUCCGCGAGCAGUUCUCCAACAAAAGAGGACUGCAAUGGCAACUUGCCCGAGGGAGCCUUCCUUGUCUUGUCCGAUGAAGAUGAGCCAGUAAUCGAGAUGCCACCUGAAGUCGAAGAGGUGGUAUUGAAAGUUGAGAGCCGAGAUAAAGAUCACAAAGAGCAAACUGCUGAGACGACACAAGAGCCAGAACCAAAUGAAGUUGUUACCCGCAAAAGGUUCAAGUCCGAGGACAUGGAGGGCAGCAUAUCCAAGCGACGUCGUUUUUCUGGAGAGGAGUAUGAAGCUGCUUUAAAGGUCAAGAUCACCGCCAGAGGAGAAAUCCACGAAACACUGGAAAAGAUCGUUCAGCAAAUAAUCCAGGAGCGGCUCAGUUCCAUGCAGAGUGGGGUCUUCGAAAAGAAGCUUGCGGAGCUGAAGAAACGCGUGGAAAAGAUCGAGUGCAACAAGAGGCAUGAAUCUUUAAUCAGCAGCUUACAGGCAAAGCUAAUGCAGAUCGAAAAAAAACUGGGAUCAGCCGAUCAGGCUCGAAAUUCCUCUGCUGUGAAGAAAGCACAAGAGAUGCCUGCGCUCUUUCAGCCACAAAUACAGUUUGAUUUGGACAUCAAAGACACACUCACGUUGGCAGAGAAAGCUCAGAGGCAGCAAUUUGGCAAGAUCCUUGUGGAUAAGGAGCAAAUCCCACAGCGGGAUAGUAGGAUUUCCUGGAAUUCACUGAGCCAGGCUGCGGUAGAGAAAAGAGGGGUUGUGUUUCAAGAUAGGACGGUCUAUAUUACAUUUCACAAGCCGAUUACAAAGAAGCAACAGAACUCGUUGCCGGGGUAUAAGAUAGUCUCUCGUAGAUUUGACAGCCCUGUGCCAAAAAAGCAGCAGGCUCCACCGCAAGAGGGCCAAGCUCCCUAUCACACCGUCGAGUCUGGUCCAGAGAAACGAAUGGUCGUCGUUCCAGAUCGACGAUUGUCAGAAACAUCGGGCAAGCCGAUCGUGUUGACGGAGCAAGUUCUCUUGGAACCCAAUCACACUGCACAGAGUAAAUGUGCUAAAUCUACUGCGGGCAGAUUUAUUGCCUUCCGCAGUCAUAGAUUCGGUAAGUGUACAGUAAAGCACGAAGUCCCAUUGCACAAGUGUAGGACAUCAGCGGGCAAACCUAUCGUGUUAAAACAACAAUCUUCAAAGCAGUGCCGUGCAGCACAGUAUACUGCACUUAUCCAGCGUGUUGCUGAUGCACAACCAGUUAUGUUACGCAAUAAUAGUUUUACUAAACUUAGCCUGAAGCGGGAAGCUCCAUUACAAGAUUGGCACGACAAUAGAAUUUCGGCUCUAUCAAACGCACUGGUUAUGGUAAAGCAGCAGCCUCUAUCGCUGUGUAAUGGAGCUGGCCCUACACAUGGGCAUUCCACUACAGAUAAAACCCAGAUUGCUUUACCAGAUAAUCUGACUCACUCUCAUACAGUUUUGGAAUCCAAAGUGGAGCUUCCGUUACAAGUGGGUAAAAAUUCCAUGAAGGCUUUUGUUGAGUUACCUCCAGAGAAACAACUUGUCAAGAAAAAGCAAGAGCUUCCUCUGCAAAGGUAUUGCAGUCUGUACAGGAGCUCAGCAAAGUCUAUUACACAACCUCACGUGGUGUUGCGUGAGAGCAAGAUGCCCUGUGAUGCUCUCAGUGGGCCUGUUGUAGAGUAUAAGAGUGUAAUAUCUGAGGAGCUUCAGACUCCUUGCAGUGUAUUGAGCGAGCCAGUUACAGAGCAUCACCCUCCUGUGUUGCAAGAGUCCAGGGCUCCUUGUGUAGAAUCAAAGAUUCCUCUGCCAGAUAACAGCACUCUGUACGAGCUGUGUAACCCUGUGGCAGAAAGCAAGACCCAGGUGAUUGUACAGGAUAGUAGCAUUCCCUACAAUACCAAGAGAGCCACGGCCUGGGGAGUGAGAGCCUGGGACGAAUGGGCAAAGAAACAGAAUCGUUACCUGAUGGAGAAAACUCUGAAAAACGAUGAGUCCUUCCUUUACGUGCCCUCACUGUCUCACGAGAUAACUCACGGUGAACUGAGUUUCUGGUUGUGUCGCUUUGUGGAAGAAGUCCGUCGGCAGGACGGAUCCUUGUACCCGCCCAACUCUCUCCGGCUGCUUUGUUGCUCCAUCCUCCGCUACCUGCGGGAAACCUGCAAGCGAUUGGACAUCGAUUUCUUCAACAAGUAUAACCUGGAGUAUAGUGAAUUCCGCACUGUCCUGGAGCACCGGAUGAAACAACUCAAACAGCAAGGAAUCGGGAUGGUGAGGAAACAGGCACAGCCUUACACAGAAGAGGAAGAGGAGAACCUGUGGCGAGUUGUAUUUCACCUCCAAGACGCUAAGAGCUACAGUUACGCCGUGUAUUUCUACCUGUGUAAAGUGUUUGGCGUGCAUGCUGCAGCCGAGCACAACAAACUGACAGUUGAUCAGUUUAGCUUUGCCAGCGACGAGGUGGGAGAAUACCUGGAGUUUGUGGCCAGACCGUACAGAGACGGAAUCCAGAGGACAAAGAGACACACUCGUCAGUACGCGGACUUGUCCAAUCCGAGGUGCAUAGUUUCUGUGUUUCGUCGCUAUCUCGGUAUGAUUCCCGGCGAGGGCCCAUUUUAUCGCCGACCCCUUCCCGGGCGCUUGGAGCUGUGCCGACAGGCCAUCGGAGUUCACACUCUGGAGAGGUACUCCAAGGAGAUCUGUGAGGCGGGCAACAUUAAAGGCCGUCACACUGGCCAGUCUGGAAGGGUCAGCAGUGUAGCUGCCCUUCACAGUCGUGGCUUUGAUGAGGAGCUAAUUAAGGAACGAAUGGGAAAUGGCAGUAAUGCAAUGAUGUCCUACAAAAAGACUCAAAUGAAGGCUGUAUCUGACUGUUUGCAGCCUCCAAACCCUUUGAAGAAGAUCUCAGCUUGUUCAAAGCCGUCCUCUUCCUCAAGAGAACCAACUGUUUUUGCAAGGGAAGCUGCGAGUGCGGUCACCAAGGCCGAGGCAACGGUUCUGGAGCAGGAAGCAUUGGGGACCUGAAUUGCCUUAUAGUACACACUCAGCAUUCUCAGUGUCUUCUGCUGAACCUACAGCAGCAUCACCAGCUCCUUGUGCUGCUAAACAUCUCACAGUAGUGAGCAAAGACACAGUUAGAUUGUAAGAAUGUCAACCAAUAAACUGACCAGGAGGGAAAAUCCCCAAAUGGUGUGGUUCCUGCUUUCUCAAUACACAGCAGUAUUUGUGUUAGAGUUGUGGAGAAGACUGUGUCUUAUUGAAACUCCCUCCCACCUGCAAGAGGCUUCAUAUGAGAUGAGGACUGGGGCAUGGCCGCACUACAUUUUAAGAGUGGUAUUUUACACUUGGCUAGAGUGUGAAAUGUUUAGUCAGUUUACAAGACAAAUCUUUUAAAGCACUUUCUCUUACUGAUGAUGCUAAAUGAAUUCCUGUGUGUGUGUGCACGCGCACGUUUGUGUCAGUGAAGUUAUUUUUUUCUUGUGUUUAAUGAGUAACUGAAGUUUUAACACAAUGUUAACUGUGUGUCUUCACAAUUAAAGAUUCUUCAAGCCUG